AUGCGCUUCCUCACCCUCCUCGCGUUCGUUCCCCUCGCCCUCUCCCUCGCUCCCAACGUGGCUCCCCGGGCGGUCUCCAACAUCGGCGCCAUCACCGACGCCCUUUCUCUCCCCGAUACCGUCUUUGUCAACGCGCAAAACAAAGCAUUCGUCUGCAAAGACUUCCAGACGCGUAAGGAGAACUGCCGGUGUCGUGAUGGCUUGAUCAAGCCCAACGGAUACAAGCCGGGGAACGCCAUGCCCGCAGACAAUUGUCGGUGCGACGACUCCAAGAACUCGGUCGGGUACGAGGAGACGAACAGGGCUGGCGUCACCGUUUUGAAGUGCAGCUGUCCUCAUGAUGGGGCUGACGGAAUUUACGGCAACGACCAAUACUAUGAUUACAACAUGAACCGAUGUGUCUGCCAGGACAGCUUGGUCGAGACUCGCACCGGCGGUGUUCUGUCCUGCACGCCCCCCGCUCAACCGUCCCCCAAGACCGGAUCCGGCCGCCGUCGCUCCCUCAAGUCCGCCCUCGAGCAGCGCAAGCUGGACGCUGAGUCCCGCGCGGUCGAGAACACUCUCCAGUGCAAGGCGUCAGAGAAGGCCUGCCAGGUCGGUGCUGAUUGGUCCUGCGUCGAGGUCAUGACUAGCUUGACUACGUGCGGCGGUUGCGCUGGCGAGGCUGUCGACUGCGGAGCUCUCCCCAACGUCAGCGAAGUCCACUGCUCGGCUGGUCAGUGCGUGAUCGACUCCUGCGCGCGCGGCUUCAAGCUCGUCCACCCCCUCUCCGCCCGCGGUACCACCACGACGCAGGCUGCAACCUGCCAGCCCAUCCGUCGCCUCGGCUCGAGCUACUUCGAGAUGCAGGGCGCUCGGUCUUUGUAA
Molecule: messenger RNA, 867 nt
Organism: Dioszegia hungarica
Lineage: Eukaryota; Fungi; Basidiomycota; Tremellomycetes; Tremellales; Bulleribasidiaceae
Exons: 6
Coding region: 1-867 (288 amino acids)
Source: RefSeq, a predicted model, not a curated record